CUUGUCUGCGCACCUUAGAUGACCUGUACAAUUUUGUUGAAAAUGUUCGAGUUUUGGCCUAAAUAACAGCGGUUUUAUUUUGCAUUAUCUAAUGUAAAGGCUGUAGAAAGCAAGAUCAAUGUUUCAAGAAGGGAUUGCUGCCAAACAGUUUGCAGAAGCAUUGGGAGUUUUGGAAAAUGCAACAGUAUCACAGAAAGAGCGAAGGAGUGACAAGUGGUGCAUGAAGUUCCCUUCUUAUAUAAGGGAAUCUCAUGUUUGUUUGGAAGCAGUCAGAUAAACAGGUAUAUAGAAGUGCAUGGUACAGUUACCGUUGCAUGGGAAUGAAAGGAGGUACACCCGUAAUCAUAAAACACCAAAUGGUACAUGGUGAAUAAAGUGUGAUACACAGAGUGGCGCAUGGUGUAGCGGUAGGCGGUUGAAAAGCCCACCAUGCCGCAGUGAAUAUUAAGAUGAUAAGGAAAGCUAACAAACUGACUGUUACUCAGGAUUCACCAACAGCCGCAAGAUUAGCUAAUUAUCGUGGUGAAGGAACCACUCCUUUAGCAGGGCAAGCUUACCCACCUCCUAUAAGCCCUAUAGCUAUCGGCACAAUCUCACCCCCAUUGACCUCCCCAGAUACGGACUCGGAAAUGCAGGCCUCUCCCAGUAGCAGUCCUGGGACCUCCCAUGAUGUCACUGUUGACCUGGCUGCCGAUCUUGAGGCUCAACACUUCCUCAAAGACAAGGAAAAGAAAGCCAGUACAGGGUCUAUAGGUGCUACAUUAGAACCCAGCAGGCCAAAGCAGGUUACUGUCACCCAGCCAGGCCAGAAAAAUCCCAAACCUACUGGUCCAGCCAAGAGACCAUCUGUAAAAGCAGACCUUGAUGUAUCUAAGGAAUUUCAACGAUGUCGAGAAGAAGGUGCCAAACGAUUAGACCUCAGUAGACAACAAAUUAGUAUAUUGCCGAGCUCAGUGCGAGAAUUAACUCAACUGACAGAGUUAUAUCUGUAUGGGAACAGACUAACAAGUCUACCAGCAGAGAUAGGAUAUUGUUCAAAUUUAUUGACACUGGCCCUUAGUGAGAAUUCUUUAACUAGUCUGCCUGAAAGACUGGAGCAUUUAAAACAAUUGAGAGUGCUAGAUUUAAGACAUAACAAGCUUAAUGAAAUUCCUGAGGUAGUGUACAAAUUGACUUCACUUACCACAUUAUUUCUACGCUUCAACAGAAUCAAAAUAGUUGGAGAAGAAAUUAGAAAUCUUACACAUUUAUCUAUGUUAAGUUUGCGGGAAAAUAAAAUUCGAGAACUUCCAACAGGCAUAGGUCAACUCGUUCAUUUAGUGACAUUUGAUGUCAGUCACAAUCAUCUUGAGCACCUGCCACAUGAAAUUGGUAAUUGUGUGCAGCUAAACAAUUUAGACCUCCAGCACAAUGAAUUGCUGGAUAUUCCUGAGUCCAUUGGCAACUUGAAGUCUCUACAAAGAUUAGGUCUUAGGUAUAAUCGUCUCAAUAGCAUACCUAAGUCACUGGCCAACUGUGUUUAUAUGGACGAGUUUAAUGUUGAGGGGAACAGCAUAUCACUUCUACCAGAGGGAUUAUUAGCUAGUUUAGUCAACUUAACGAAUAUCACCCUAUCGCGGAAUGCGUUCCAGUCAUACCCAGUUGGUGGACCAGCGCAGUUUAUAGCCACUCAGUCCAUCAACAUGGAACACAACCAGGUUAACAAAGUCCCAUUCGGAAUAUUUUCCCGGGCAGAAUACCUGACACGUCUAAACAUGAAGGACAACCAACUGACUUCUCUUCCCCUAGAUAUUGGUAGCUGGGUAAAGAUGGUCGAGUUGAAUCUCGGUACAAAUCAACUCUCAAAGAUCCCAGAUGAUAUACAAAACCUACAAGCCCUAGAAGUUCUAAUACUCAGUAACAAUCUUUUGAGAAGGCUACCCCCAACUAUAGGAAACUUAAAGAAAUUGCGUGUUCUUGACCUGGAAGAGAACAAACUGGAAUCUUUACCUCCAGAGAUAGGCUUUUUGAAGGAUUUGACACGCCUAGUUGUUCAGGCCAAUCAGCUGACUGCUUUGCCUCGAGCUAUUGGCUGCCUUAACAAUCUACAAUAUCUGGGUGCCGGAGAGAAUAACCUCACGUCAAUACCUGAUGACAUAGGGUCCCUGAUGCAACUAGAGUCACUGUACAUCAAUGACAACCCAAACCUGCACAACCUGCCCUUUGACCUGGCAUUGUGUGCCAAGCUACAGAUCAUGAGCAUUGAAAACUGUCCGCUCAGUGUUAUCCCUACAGAGAUUGUAGCUGGAGGACCUUCACUUGUUAUUCAGUACCUCAAAGUACAAGGACCUUAUUGCCAAAUGUGAAUAAUGCUUAGUGGGCCAUAUACAGCCUUGAGAAACACCAUUUGGAAUGAACUGCCACAGCAGACACCAAAUUAUGACAUAUUUGGAAGUAGACACCAUAUUAGGAAUAGACUGCCUAAGCCGCAUCCUUAUAUGGAAUAAAUUCCUGGAAUUGUACUGCAAUAAGUGGAAGGACCACUAAGUUAGGGCAUGUAUUAUUUAUGUCUAAAGGACACCGGAAGUAUGAGGAAGAUUCUCUAUGUAUUGGGUUGGCAAAUAAUACCACCCAGUAGAUUUAGCUGGCCAGAUCCAAGGUUCUAGCUAUAUCUAAAAGUCUAUGUAUUAGUAAGGGAUGGUGAUGUUUGAUGGCCCCCUUGGAUCUAGAUAUCCAGGGUCUGUAUUGAUAGCCAUCUUACAGCCUUGGGCACUUAAUUGACUGGACCAUUCUACACUCGCAUGCUAAUAAUUGCAGCAUGUUGUAUGACUUGUAUCCCAUUGGCACUUUGGCCUUAGGUCCAAGACACUGUAGCUGGUCAGUAGGGUACAAUGGCUUGACAUUGCAACUGAAAACUUAACAUGGAGUACACUAUCCAUGAAAAAGCUUGAAGAAUUUAUUUUCAAAAACAGCCUGAUGUUCAGGCUAGUUACACUUGUGCCCCAUGGGAGUCAAUACUCUGUGUGAAUCAGUGUGUGUUGGGAUACCACAGAGGGCUAUAACAAAGAGGAACAAUAAAUCUGAAUGAAGGGAUUUUAUGUAUUAGAACAGUUGGCCCUUACCCAGAGCAGACAGAUAUAUAGCACACUUUGUUGUGAACAGUUAUUAAAGAAGUGCAAUUUGUAAUUGAAAUGACGCUGUAUCUGGGGAUCCGAUGUAAUGCUUAUCCGUUUCCCAUCUAACUGUUGUCAUAGUAAUCAUUUGUCAGUUUAUAUAUUUACAACGUAUGAGUACAUGGUGUAAUAUGGAUUUUAUAUGUGCAUUUUUUGAUAGUAAUUUGUAAGUUUUGAUUUUUAUGGAUUUUUUGAGUUGUUGUUUAAUACUUUGUUGGUUGUAGCACGCAGACACAGUGCUUCCAGUUUAAUCUUAAAGGUGGCAGCACUGUGUCUGUGCGUGGUGUAUUUGAAUAUUGUACUUUAAUGUUGUGAAGAGUCUAUUAAAUGUUGGCAGCCAGUACACUGUGUGCUAGCACAUAUAGAACAUUCAUUACUCAAGGUGGCCUAAUUGUGAGCACCAAAUAGCCGUGAAUUUUCUUGGUUUGGAAAAACAGAAGUGGAUUUUCGUUGUGUAUUAAUAUUAAAGGAAUGAGUUAUCUUAGUCCCUGUUGAUUCGGUAGCUUGUGUUUUUAACACAUCAGGGGAGGGGGAAAAGCUAGAAGAUACCUGGCUAUUAUGAUGUUUUCAUAUAUGAGAGCUACUAGAGAUGUAGUAUGCAGACUUUGAAUACAAGACAAAUAGUAAAUUGUUCCAUAUGGUUGUUGAAUUUUAGAGAUUGAUAUAGUCAACUUAGAAGGAGAUACAAUUUAUCUUCAUGGUAAAGAUGAAAAUUGAACUUUAACAUUGCCAAAUUGUGUAUUAUCAUUGACAAGACAAUAUGUGUAUAUCUUUGAAAAACACCUGAUGAACUAUGAAUUGUUAAUGAGAAUUUUUGAAUGAAAUGAUUUGUAGAUGCAAUGAAAAGCAUUGCUAAUACACAUGAUUGACUGGGAUAAGUCAUCUUUUGAUUCACUCAACCAGUCUGCCACCAGGGCUCAUUAUUAUUAAAACUAUUUAUUUAAAGUUUAAACUUUUUUAUUAUGGUCUUGUCUUCAAUUUUGAUUCCAAAUUCAGAAUAGGGAAAAUUGUCUUUGUUUUUGAACAUGUUAGCUUAAUCAUUUCAUUUGUCAUUUUUACCUCAUAAAUCUAAACAGUAAAGACUAAUUAUUAUUAUCAAUACUUGUACUACCAAUUGUAAGAUCACAAAAUAUGACUUACCAUUUCAUCUCAAUUAUCGGUAGUGCCACUUAGUAAUGUGGAUCUUUUUCUAAUUCACUUAUAUUCAUUAUUAUUCUCUUGGGAGGCAAAAUUAUGAAAAACAUUUUUCUAUUUAAGGUAUCAUGUAGAAAACUUUGGAAUGAUUUUGUUAUAGAUUUUAACUGUAAAUUCUAAUUCUGUUCACUGGUGUAUUUUCAAAACAAAUGAAAUAUUAAAUAUUAAUAAUUUGUAAAUCAAAGAUAGAGAAAUCCCAGACUUGCCAAUUUAAGGAAAAUCUUCAAGAUUUAUACACUAUACAGGGGACUGUGUUACUUAAAAUGCAUCACUGUGGAUGUCCUGCUAUGAACUGAAGAUUUGUACAGUAGUCUAUAUCAUUGGUAAGAUCAUGUUAUUCCAAAUACAUAAAGGGAAGCAAGUUGUCAAUAGUUCAAUAUAAUCUCAGAAACCUAUGCUUUGUCUGUUAUGGUUAAUAUACAAAAAUGCAGAAAUGUAUCAAACAUUUGAAGAGACUUUGAUGUGCAUAUUGUCUCAAGUGUUAGUUCUAAUUACAAUAGUUUUAAUUACAAUAGUUCUAAUUACAAUAAGACUACAUGCAAGAGUAAUUGAUUUCAUUGUUAGCUUGUACCACCAAUAGACUUUGAUAAAGGCAUCUCUUUCUGUUUUUACCAAAGCUUGAUAGAGAUAACAUAAAUUACAUUUUAAAUUUGAAAAAAAUAAAGAGUGGUAAAGAAAUCUCAAUUUGGAACUUGAUGAGCAAUUUUUGAUAGUGUUGAAGCAGUGAUAUCCCCAAGAUAUUUUCUCAACUAAAUCCUCAUUCCAUCUGUUCUUGGCCAAAUUAUCUCAUUAUGUCACACUGUUGACAAGUGCAAAUAGAUUUUCAACUCGGUGGCAUGUCAUUUUCAUAUUUUUAACUGGGUACUGCACAUAUUUGCUCUAAUGCUGGGAGAUAACUUGUUUGUGUCUAUUGAUGGUGCAACCAGAUCAUUAUGAAUUCAAACAAAUUGAAGUUAUAUAUUUUAGAUCAGAAUUCGUCAUUCAUGGCCUUUGAAAAUAAAUUUCUGAAAAUAAUAUUGAUCUUUUGACUGCUUCCCCAUCCUAUGGAAACCCAGUAAGAUACACUAGGUUUUUGUGAGCAAAAAAUGAGCAUAUGUAUAAAUCAAUUUUCAUCAUGAAUUUGUCAAGUAUUAAUUGAAUUAGAAUAAUUGGAUUUCAUCUUUCCUCUGAUUUGAAAGUGAAUCUGUUAAAUGAAUGUAAGAAGUAGAAGGAAUGUUGUAAAAUAUGUAUAUCUGGCACUAGAUAUCUCAGUAUGUUAGAGAUAUUAUAUAUAUGUUGUUCAAAGUACCGCCCAAUACAAGUCUAGUUCUAAAUGCUUCAAAUAGGAAUUGAUGAAAUGCAUAUAUGUAAAUAUAUAAUAAUAAACCAACUAAGAUGUCAUUUUGUUUGUUUUGGUUUUGAUAUUUAACCAUAUUGACAAUGUCCAAAGGUUGACUUAAAAUUAUAUCUCAACAUUGUAUUGUAAAACCCUAUCAAGUUAUGGAG
Molecule: messenger RNA, 5831 nt
Organism: Owenia fusiformis
Lineage: Eukaryota; Metazoa; Annelida; Polychaeta; Sabellida; Oweniidae
Source: the annotation of a GenBank genome assembly